Messenger RNA from Microbotryum saponariae, 2064 nucleotides. Lineage: Eukaryota; Fungi; Basidiomycota; Microbotryomycetes; Microbotryales; Microbotryaceae. The record is from the annotation of a GenBank genome assembly.
AUGCCGGGCCUUGCGGCCUUGAUGGUGCUCGCGCUCCAGUGCACUCAAUUCGCCGAGGCCAUCCCAUCUCGCUUGAGCCCAAGGCGCGGCACUGCGUUCUCCGCUAUAAGUGAGUCAUUCGGACCAGCUCAUUCUCGUGAGCGUGAGAUCGUGAAUAAAGAUGUAGCGUGGUACAGGAUCCUCCCUGCAAGCUCGGUGCGGUGCACACGAGAAAGUCAAUUUUCUAUCAGGGGCCUGGAGGAAGUCGAAGGCGAUCGCUGAAAAGGAACUCCACGAUGAGCGUGAAUCAAAGCAAACUAAUUAAAUGUGCCUAAACACCUCAGUGCCCGAACGCCAAAAGCAAUGCGAACCCACCACAAUCGAGUUUGCCAACUCGGGUAAUCUUCGCCCUUUGACCGUUGUCGUCAUCCUGGCCCAGAAUCUACCCGAGCGACUCCGCACCAACAAGCUGUUGCCGCCUGCAACUUCGACGCUCGAACGUUUCAAGGGCUGCCGAAUCCUUCAGAGCUUCACGGUCAAGAAACGCGACUAUGAUCCUCUCACUUUUACUCCUUUGGCCAAACGCGGCGACAAUAUCGAAGUGAGUGGUGUCCAGUUGAGGUGAAAGUCAUGAGCGAUUGCCUUAUCUCCUUUCCAAUCUUCCUAGAUUUUCGCCUUCUUUCCCAAUGGUACCGGUCAGAAUAUGUGGCUGCCUCGUACGAUCUCCUCCGGCUCCUCGUCCACUUGCUUGCCGUGCGCUCGUACCGAAUACAAGGACACUACCAGUGAGCCCGCAUAAUUCUCAACACCCGUUCAAGCUAUCUAAAAGGACUUUUUACUGAGCCCUGAGCCUUCCAUAUCUACCUCAAUCGCAGCCAACAAAUGCACCGCUUGCUCGUCUCUGUUCGCCAACUCGACGUCUUGCACCGCAACCGCUGCGACGACUUGGUGAGUUGCAACCUUCCUAGCGCCCAUAUGAGCGAUCUUCUGACCCCAAGAGCUCUGCUUCUUCGCCAGCUCUUACGGCGUUAUCACCGGCGGUAAGUGUGUGGCCAAGCGCUGCUCGACUCGUCAAUACCCCGGUCCCAACGGCGAUCAGUGCACUCCUUGCCCCGAUGGGGGAGCGCGUAGCUGUGACGCGCAAGGGAAGAGCACUUCAUGCACGAUCGGUUCUCCUACGGAUGGUGUCUGUGCGUGCCCGACUGCUACCUACCCCGCUCCGAAUGGUACGUACUUUUGCAGCCCGCGGACGUUGCGGCACCCCGGUUGACCCAUCGGCCCCCUGUCUCAUCCUACAGGCCGCAGCUGCUUGCCCUGUCCUGCGAACGCGACCGCGUGCGACAAUACUGGUCGGGCGACCAACUGCAGUUAUGGUAUUAUCACCGAUGCUGGCAAAUGUCAAGCGGUGACGUGCCCGCAUCAAAGUCCAGUCAGCACCAAGGGUACGUUGCCCAACUCCAGACUUUGAUUAGGAGCGACUCGAACUGACGUUUGACAUUCUCUACAGGUGACGAGUGCUGCGCCGACAAGGCCGCUUCCGCCUGCUCGAGUGCCAACAUCUCCACCCAAUGCGCUUAUGCCUUUAAACUGGGUGACUACAACUCGACUUCGAACUCGACAUUCUGCACCGGCCCGUUCUCGUCCCGUUAUGCCAGUGAGUGAUCAAGCUGCGCGAUCGGGAAUAGGCGCUUUGAACGAGAUUGGGGACCGAGCUGACUCAAAACGCCAAUCGUAUCAUUUGCCAGGAAAAUACAGUUACGGCAUGGUCACGACAGGAUUCUUCCUCAGUAGUGCGGCCACCACGGCGGUGCAAUGUGCGCUUACUUGGCCGACUUGAUCAUCCCCUACGUUUGGUUUUACAGUGAUGAGGGGGUCACGGUGAACGGCACGACCUCGCAGUGCCGCCUGGUACCCUACCCUAAUCCCAAGACGUCCAACGUCACGAUGUACACCGGGUACGAUAUUGGGGUUUUUGGGACGUGCGCCCAGUCGAACGCGGUUUGGCCGUUGGCGGAUACGGGUGAUGCGACGUGCAAGGAGUACAACCUUGUCAAUCAGUUCACCGGGCCCGGCACUGAUGGAUGA